Molecule: messenger RNA, 909 nt
Organism: Exophiala dermatitidis NIH/UT8656
Lineage: Eukaryota; Fungi; Ascomycota; Eurotiomycetes; Chaetothyriales; Herpotrichiellaceae
Exons: 1
Coding region: 1-909 (302 amino acids)
Biological process (GO): dGTP catabolic process
Cellular component (GO): cytosol
Molecular function (GO): 8-oxo-7,8-dihydrodeoxyguanosine triphosphate pyrophosphatase activity
Source: RefSeq, a predicted model, not a curated record
AUGCCCACUCCUUCAUCGUCAGAUCUCCCAGGUCCAACUACAGCUGCAGCAGCUUCGUCUUCAACUCCAACAAGUUCAACCUCGGCCGUCCCACGAGUAGGCGUCGCCGUCUUCAUAUUACAUCCCAACCUCGACAUCGACAACCACACAGUUCCAGACUCUACAACUAGCCGAGCAGCACCACCUGCCCAAGAUUCCAACAAGUAUAAAUUCCUCCUCGGCCGCCGUCUCAACUCCCACGGCUCCAACACGUACGCCCUACCAGGCGGCCACUUGGAGUUUGGCGAGACAUUUCAAGAAUGCGCUGCGCGAGAAGUUCUCGAGGAGACCGGACUCGUACUCAAUUCUUCCACCAUUCGUUUUUUGACCGCCACGAAUGAUGUCAUGCUGGCAGAUCAGAGUCAGACUGGGUCCUCGGACGAAGGCCAGACCAAGACUUCUUAUAGUGGUGGGACUACUGGUGCCGGCGAGUCGAAACAUUACGUUACGAUUUUCAUGACUGCCCAAGUCAACCCAGAUCCAAACCAAGCCAUCGCCGACCAGGACAAUGGCAAUGGUAUCACUGGUAAUCAGUCUCAGUCUCAGUCUCAGUCUCGGUCUCACUCUCAGUUUCACUCUCGCUCUCCGUCUCGCGUAAACGUUCGCCUUCCCCUCGCUCGACGCAUGGAACCGCAUAAAUGCGCCGGAUGGGAAUGGGUCACUUGGACCGAUUUGGUGAGAUGGGCUCAGCCGCAACUCAAAAGUCGCGUACUAGUACAGCAAAUGCCGGACGACCGGCACGGGCAGCACACUACUAGUACCAGAGGAAAAGACGAAGACGAAGACAGAGAAGAAGAUAUACGACCUCUCUUCUCUCCGAUGAUUGAUUUGCUGAUUCAAAGACCGGGUGUUGUGCCGGUCCUCGAUUAA